This is a messenger RNA of Penicillium crustosum, 1332 nucleotides long. RefSeq lists its product as uncharacterized. The record is from RefSeq and is a predicted model, not a curated record. Bases 1 to 1332 code for a protein of 443 amino acids. NCBI's taxonomy places the organism in Eukaryota, Fungi, Ascomycota, Eurotiomycetes, Eurotiales, Aspergillaceae. The transcript has 4 exons.
AUGACUGAUCAAGACGCACUCCGGGUUCCUGUUUCAUAUGACUGCUGGAAGGAUGUUGGCAGUGAUAUCACCGUGGACACCAAAGACCUGGCUAUCACCCCCACUAUCCCUACCACAGCAAGAAACCCAGACCGCGAGGAUGCUCAAAUGCCUUUUUAUUGCGACUGUUCAAAGUCUUCUGAGAAUGGUAUCACCGUCGAGACCGAAGACCUGGCUGUGGUUUCCACCAGCCCUACCGCCGCUAGCAACAUGAAUGACGAGUCUGUCCAACUUUUUCUAAGUGAAGAUAACAACUGGCCGGAUGAUGCUGCAAGCGACACCGCCGUGUGCACCGAAGACCUGGCUGUCCAAAACAAGCUCCUUCCCACAACUAACGGGCAUAUUGGUGAGCAUGGCAACUGCGAUCACACCGCUCAGGACAAUACAUAUGCUCAACUCUCAUGCCCCGAUACAUCCAAUCAGUUCAUCGACGAGUACGAGUACCGAGAGUUGAUUGGUAGGGAAGAUCCUGCCAUCCAUCAUUGGAACUGGUUUGGAUGGCCAGUUUAUGGACCCACCGCAACCCCACCGGCGGUUUCCCUAGCAUUUAUGCAGGCUAAACCAAAGGUCCCACGGGGAAGGGAUCGACUCCGUGUAGUUUCCAUCAUCAACCGCGCUAUUCAUCAAAUUGAUCCUGUCAUCUUGAGGGUUAACGGUGGAAAUGAAGCAGUUCUACAAAUGCAUGGGUCUGCUCUCGUUGAGGCGUGCAAAGAUGACACUUAUAACCAUUAUUCCCUCCACGGGAACUGGAUGAAUGAUGAAUUCGAAAUGCGGCAAAUUAUCGUUCCAGAUAUCGUUGGGAGACCAGCAGUACGUUCAACCAGCGAUGGAAAUUUUGCAAUUGGCAAUGGUAUUUUUGAAAAUGGUCCCCUUAUUUCUCGAAACGAGUGGGUAGAUUGGCAAGAUGAACUGGUUGCUGCCACCAAGGAGCCCGAUCGAUCCCCUCGGAAAAUGACCUGGAAGCCAUCGCCUUCAAAUCUCAAGAUCGAAUCUAUGGCAUCCGAGCAGCUACCCCUAGACCAGCUUCUCACUUACUCAUUUGUGCCCCUUGAGAUUCUGAGCAACAUGAUCCAAAGGGCGGGGGUCGCCCCAAAGAAAAUGAUCUACACGCCCACCUCUUCUCCUAUUGGAAUCGUGGAAACCGUGACCAGGAAGGCUUGGUCUGGCCGCAAGAUUAUCCCUGGUACACCCUUGACUAUCCGACCUGGGAUCAUGGGUGAUCUCAUCAAGAAGACUUGGCCUACUGCUUGUGAUUCCCUUCGCAGAUCUUUUGCUUUCACCUCGGAAUCAUAG